This is a messenger RNA of Archocentrus centrarchus (flier cichlid), 2420 nucleotides long. RefSeq names its product outer dynein arm docking complex subunit 3 (gene odad3). NCBI's taxonomy places the organism in Eukaryota, Metazoa, Chordata, Actinopteri, Cichliformes, Cichlidae. Gene Ontology annotation, cellular component: ciliary basal body; cilium; ciliary rootlet. The record is from RefSeq and is a predicted model, not a curated record. Gene Ontology annotation, biological process: cilium movement; outer dynein arm assembly.
UAGGCAACAUGUACACUUAAAGCACCGGAGUUCCGCGGUUAGCUCAAGCUAAAGCGAAGCGAGGGCUCAUUUUUCCUUGGUUUGUCGUGUGAAACACCAAUACAGCACAAAAAUGGCAUUCGGUACCAGCACAUCUAACCAAAUAACAGAGCUUCAGGGUAAAAUCCAACUCUUGGAGGGCGAAAGAAGAGCUUACUAUGAGAGGACUGAGGCCACCAUCAAGAAGAACAAAAAGACCAUCCAGCAGCCCAGACAGGGGAACGAGAGGCUGCGCAAAAAGCUGUCAGCAGCUAAAUCUCGUGAUGACCACAUCAUCAGAGAGACCUUUCGAAAUAGAGACUGGGAGAGGAAGGCCUACCGCAACAAGUCAGUGAAGGAGGUCAUUGAAAUACUAGAAGGCAUGCUCUCCAAGAAGAAGAGUCUCAAUGCCCUAAAGCACAGCACUGACCACUGGCACCGCCUCGAAGAGCUGAAGAUGAAGUACCAAAGAAUGAAAUCAGAGAGGAGCUGCAGCGACAGGUCCGCUGAUGCUCACGCUCUGAAAAACGAUGAAGAUGCCAUGAACCUCCGGGCAUUGGAGAACAAUCUGGAGAAAACCCAGGUUAAGUGCAGGGAAGCUGAGAACAUCAUGAUAAAUAUUCUUUACAUUUCAUGUUCCCUCACUUGUCCCCCUUCAUUACUUCAGAAUGAGAGUCUGACUUACCAGGGCCAGCUGGACAGUCUGGAGAAGAAAUCCUGGAACACAGAAAGGAGCUUCGUAGGCCUGCAGGUCAUGAAUGAUGAUGACCAGCUCUCCAAAGGAGCUGCUAAGGCUCAGUUGCAGCAGCAGGAGGAGCUGCAUUACAAGGAGUGUAAAGAGAGGGAGCGUAUAAUAGCAGGUUACAGGAUGAAGGUUGAGGAGCACAAGGCCCAGGCUGAGAACGUCGAUAGAAGGGUCCAGAGAACUGCUGUGCAGCCAGAUGAACUGAGCAGUGAGGCCCAGCACAGCACCACCAAGACAGAAGACGAAGAGAAAAAAAUUUCUACUUUUGAGGAGGCCUUCAAGCACAUCAAAGAUGCCACAGGCGUCACAGAUAUACAGGAGAUAGUGGAGCGCUUUAACUCUCAGAAGGAGACACACCAGCAGCUGGAGAAACUGAAGGAGGAGAAUGAGGAAGUCCUGCUCCAGUUAAAGGAGGAGAAGGAGCGUCUGAGCCAACAAUUUGAGGACAUGAAAUAUUCUAGACGUGCUAAACUCUCCAGCAACCAGGAGGCACUGCAGGAGCGUAAGCAGCAACUGCAGGCUCAGCAGCAGAGGUGUGACGCAGCCAAAAAGCGACUGGAUCAGCUCUCAAAGAUCCUCGGCACUGCCCAAGCUGGAAUUGAGCACCUGGCAGACAAACUCCAACACAUCUCACUGAGUGAGGACACAGUUCCUGAAGUGCAUCCAGACUUGGAUCACUUUGUGCUAGAGCUGAUAACCGAGUAUGAGAAAAAAUUAGAGUCACUGCACAAAGAACUUCAGGGGAAGGAUCUGGCUGCUAUUAUGAAGGAGAUGGAAAAAGAAGAGCCCUUCAUCAGGAGUGAGGGGAAACUGCCAGAGUACAACACCAGAGUCACACUGUCUGAGGAUGAAGCACAUGGCCCCUUCCAUGAUGAGACUGAGUCUGACGAGGAUGAGGCUGACGUCAUCUCUCGUGAGGCAUUGAAGCGUCAGUCUCAGCUAAUCAUUGACUCCAACUCUAAAAGAAAGACCAGGAAUAAGAAGAAGAAGAAGGGCAAGUUCUAAUCUGACAACACAGUCUUCAAAGUCUCCCACAAUAAAGCAAAGUGAAGCAUAAAACGGGACGAUUGUGAGCUGAUUAAAGAGAAUCUGUCCAAGAUUUUCCCCUACAAUUGUUUCACCUCUACAGCUGUUAUUUUGUGUCUUAGCUGCUGCUAUAAAGAUAUUUAGUAAACAACAAAUGAAAAUAUAUAUUUUAACAGUGUAAUAAUCUUAAAUGAUUUUCAUGAAUUGAUGCUUUGUGUCUGUACUUAUUGUGUAAGUGGGUUUGUUUUGGCAAUAGUCAGGUGUCACUGUUGCACCAGCACACUCUACCCCCACCUCUGUAUUUUCAAGCUCACAUUUCACCCUCAGCCUUUCUGGAAGGCAGUUAAAAAAAAAAAAAAACAUCAAAAUAUUGCCUUUUCUUUUCAUCAUAACUCCCUGAAUAGUGUGUGUGAAAGAGCCUAGUAACUUGUCGUCAAAUGUUUGUUUUCUUAUUUUCCUGUUGAUAGAAACCAAUCCACUGUGAAUGUUGUGGGUUUUAUCUCACAGACACGAUGCACAGUAGCCUGCGGUGUGCUGAAAGCCAAUACAUGUGACGAAUCCAGCCUUUAUUCAUGCUUGAAUUACAUCAAACUUGUUUUGUCCUGCUGUGAAGUACAGAUGUGUUUAUGAA